Micropterus salmoides (largemouth bass) is the source of this 2239-nucleotide messenger RNA. It is a transcript of the gene pdk3a, whose product is annotated as pyruvate dehydrogenase kinase, isozyme 3a. Gene Ontology annotation, cellular component: mitochondrion. Gene Ontology annotation, molecular function: pyruvate dehydrogenase (acetyl-transferring) kinase activity. Lineage: Eukaryota; Metazoa; Chordata; Actinopteri; Centrarchiformes; Centrarchidae. The coding region runs from base 264 to 1484 and encodes 406 amino acids. Gene Ontology annotation, biological process: protein phosphorylation; regulation of glucose metabolic process. The record is from RefSeq and is a predicted model, not a curated record. The transcript is spliced from 11 exons.
CCGACGCCGUUGAGCCGCUCUGCCUCUCCAGCAAUGUAGCUCCGGGAAGCCCUCCUGCCAGCGCAUUGUUGAUACCAUAUCAUGUAACCUUAUGGACAUUUAUUCAUCUCUUCGCUUGGUGGCCGGAGGCCCGCGGGCUGGGACACAUGUGGACUGUCCGUGUCGCUGUCAACGUUGUUAUCACCUGGGAUGAAAUGGUCGCGUUUCUAGCACUGAAUCUCAUUUUCACGUCCAGGUCCAGGCUCCGUCAUUAAACUUUCAAAAUGAGGAUCUUCAUGUCUCUGCUGAAGAACGCCAACCCCAAAAUCGAGUACUACUCCCGGUUUUCGCCGUCCCCGCUCUCCAUCAAGCAGUUUUUGGAUUUCGGCAGGGACAAUGCUUGUGAGAAAACAUCCUAUAUGUUCCUGCGUAAGGAGCUGCCGGUGCGCCUGGCCAACACCAUGAGGGAGGUCAAUCUCCUACCUGAUAACCUGCUCAGCCAACCCUCCGUCAGACUGGUGCAGAAAUGGUAUAUGCAGAGCUUUGUGGAGCUGCUUGAUUAUGAGAACAGAAAGCCAGAGGACCGUCACGUACUCAAUGAUUUCCUGGAGCUCUUGAUUGAGAUCCGUAACCGUCACAACGACGUGGUUCCCACCAUGGCCCAGGGAGUCAUAGAGUACAAGGAGAAGUUUGGCUUUGACCCCUUUAUCAGCAGCAACAUCCAGUAUUUCCUCGACCGCUUCUACACCAACCGCAUCUCUUUCCGGAUGCUUAUCAACCAGCACACUCUCCUGUUUGGUAACGACAUCAACCCGGCCCAUCCAAAACACAUAGGCAGUAUUGAUCCCACCUGCAGUGUGGCUGAAGUCGUCAGUGAUGCCUAUGACACGGCCAAAAUGCUGUGUGAGAAGUACUACUUGGCUGCUCCUGAGCUCAAGAUUGAAGAGUUCAACAUGAAGGCCCCUAAAAAGCCCAUCCAGGCGGUGUAUGUGCCCUCUCAUCUGUUCCACAUGCUGUUUGAGCUCUUCAAAAACUCAAUGAGAGCCACAGUGGAGCUACAUGAGAACAGUACAGAGGAAUUACCACCAGUAAAGGCUAAGGUCACUCUAGGUAAAGAGGAUCUAUCCAUAAAGAUCAGUGACAGAGGAGGAGGAGUCCCUUUGAGGAAGAUAGACCGUCUGUUUAACUACAUGUACUCCACUGCACCUACACCAAGCCUAGAGCCAGGAGCUGUCCCACUGGCUGGUUUUGGCUAUGGUUUGCCGAUUUCUAGGCUCUAUGCCCGAUACUUCCAGGGGGAUCUGAAACUCUACUCCAUGGAGGGCGUGGGCACCGAUGCAGUCAUCUAUCUGAAGGCCCUGUCCAGUGAGUCCUUCGAGCGCCUGCCUGUCUUCAACAAGUCAGCGUGGCGGCAUUACAAGACUACCCCAGAAGCAGACGACUGGAGCAACCCCAGCAAAGAGCCACGUGAUGCCAGCAAGUCCAAUUACAAAGCCAACAGAUAACUCUGCUUGACCCGCUAGCACGGCCCUCUGCCGGGAGCUGAAAUGCCCGCACAGCAUGAAACAUGAAAUGUUACCCUCGGGUAAACGCUUGGUUUAGGAUCAGACUUGCUUUUACAUUCCAGUGGUUAAAGGUUUGGAGAAGAUGAAUGACCUUGACUUAAAUCUGCACCCAGUGGCAAUGACAUUCAUCAGCGUAGCUUUCAUUGCCGUGGCUGUCCGAGUUUAAAAUGAACCAAAUUCUAGAUCCCCACUGUCAUUUAGUCAAAAGCUGACUUCAUUUUCUCCUCCAUCUGGCCAUUACGUUCAGCUAAAUGUCACUGCUCUCUGUGAACUCUGCCCCUGUCUCAUGCAGUUUGAGGCUGGCUCGACUUUGCUGACUAGGCCACCACUCCCUGUGGCUGAAUAAGCUGUGCACUGCAGAUUGAGUGUCUUUCUCAUCAUCAGUGAAGGCUUGUAUUCCGUUUCUCUCUCUUUCUCAAACACAAGCGGGAGUCGGUGAUGGAGGGGAGAGUUGAGUUUCAGUGUAAAUGGGAUGAGAUAGAGAUUUCCUUCCUUUGGGAGACACUUUUAACUGAACGCACAAUUAGGCCAGUGUGCCAUUGGCAUAGUAAAGACUUUUUUUUGUUGCACUCUAUUUAAGCCUGGGAAAAUGAAAGAGAGGAUUGCCUGUAGAUGAAAGAAAAUGAUAACUCCAUUGUAAAAAUUGUAGGAGUACAUCCUAUUUUUAAGAGAAGUCAGGAUUUUUAUUUUAUGUC